Molecule: messenger RNA, 307 nt
Organism: Dentiscutata heterogama
Lineage: Eukaryota; Fungi; Glomeromycota; Glomeromycetes; Diversisporales; Gigasporaceae
Source: the annotation of a GenBank genome assembly
UUAUGAAGUUGAAGAUGCAGAUAGAGAUGAGGCCUCAAACAGACCUGGAGAACGAUUUUUGGUACCAUCAAAAAACGUGUUAAUAAUUCCAAAACCUGGUGAAAUGUGGAUGCCAGAGUUUCCACAAUCUUCAACAGUUAUAGCAUUGUAUCCGGGUACAACAUGCUUUUAUAAAGCUGAUGUAGUUCUUCCACCAAGUAAACUAUCAGUAUCUUUAAAAUAUUUACUUACUUUUGAAGACGAUGAUAAUGCCGAAAGAUACGUUGAUGCUCAUUAUGUUUUAGAUGUUCCUAAAGAAACAAAAUAA